This is a messenger RNA of Bipolaris sorokiniana ND90Pr, 267 nucleotides long. RefSeq lists its product as uncharacterized. The record is from RefSeq and is a predicted model, not a curated record. NCBI's taxonomy places the organism in Eukaryota, Fungi, Ascomycota, Dothideomycetes, Pleosporales, Pleosporaceae. The transcript has a single exon. The annotation marks the transcript as partial.
CAUCAAGACUCGUUGCUAGCUUUAAUUAUUGCGGCAAUUAACCAGCUUAAGAAGGGGGCAGAAGUAAUGAUACUCUCGGCUGAGUUAAUGCGCGAUCGGAUUGCUACUCUUAAGAGAGCUAAUAUAGUAGUAUUAGAGCGUAGGCGGCGUAAGAAGAAGCGGAUACAGAAGCGUGGAGUCCUUACAAAGGGAGCUGGAGAGGAUAUACUCGCUCAACGUGAGGCUGAUGAGCAGAUUACUCGUGAGGAGCGUCAGGGAGGAGAGUGA